AUGGCCAAGAGGAAAUGCUGCUGGUGUUUCGCCCUACUCGUCGCGUUAGCGCUCCUUUGGAGCCGCUCAGAGACUAGCGAAAGCCGGUUCGUCGCCGGCGCCGCUGGCGUCGAGACUCUUGCCAACGCGAACUUCAUCAACCGCGACGUGCCGUGCGAGGAGAUCUACGUUGUCCGGGAAGGAGAAACGCUGCAGACCAUCAGCGCGAGAUGCGAGGACCCUUUCGUUCUGGAGAACAACCCGCACAUAUACGACCCGGACGACGUCUAUCCCGGGCUGGUUAUCACGAUCACGCCUUUCAGAGAAAGGGGAAGGCCGAGCUUGUAA
Molecule: messenger RNA, 327 nt
Organism: Rhodamnia argentea
Lineage: Eukaryota; Viridiplantae; Streptophyta; Magnoliopsida; Myrtales; Myrtaceae
Exons: 1
Coding region: 1-327 (108 amino acids)
Source: RefSeq, a predicted model, not a curated record